AUGCCACACAAUCCGAUGGCGAGCCAACACCAGCAGCAGCUGCAGGGCUUCUGGGCGCAUGGCCGGUUCUACGGCGGCUGGAGACCGAGAAAAUACCCCUUCCCGAUAGAUGCUGAAGAGCUUAAUAGGCUUGAUUUGUUCCACAAGUUCUUCCUUGUUGCUCGAAAAGAAGCAGUAUGUGGGCAAAACUUGAACUUCGGUCGACCUGCCAGAGUUUUGGACUUGGGAACGGGAACGGGAAUUUGGGCCAUCAACCUUGCUGAAGAAUUGGAGCAGCUUCCCGAGAUUAUGGCUGUUGAUCUUAAUCUGGUCCAACCGGCUCUAAUACCUCGCGGCAUGGUCACGGUGCAGUUUGACAUCGAGGAGCCCUCAUGGGAUUCUCUGAUGUGGGACUGUGACCUGGUACAUGUCCGAAUGCUCUUCGGCAGCAUUCAGACAGACCUGUGGCCUAGCACGUACCGCAAAAUCUUCGAGCACCUGACUCCAGGCACGGGCGUUCUCGAGCAUGUGGAGAUCGAUUGGGUCCCCCGGUGGGAGAGCAGCGGCGACUUCCCCGAGAAUUCAGCGUUCAAAGAGUGGUCUGACGCAUAUCACAAAGCGCUGGACCUCUUCAACCGCAGCGCCAGAGUUUCCACGCAGCAGACCAGGCUCAUGAUCGAGCAAGCCGGCUUUUGCGACUUUAGGGAGCAGACUGUCCGCUGCUACGUGAACCCAUGGUCUUCCGAUACCUGGGAAAAAGAUACUGCAAGGUGGUUUAACCUGGGUAUGAAGCAUGGCCUUGAGGCUAUCAGCCUGAUGCCAAUGGUUGAAAGACUAGGUAUGACGGUGGAGGAGGUUAAUGACCUUUGUGCGCGAGUCAAGGAGGAGAACACCAAACUGCGGUACCACGGCUACUGUACAGUGUGA
Molecule: messenger RNA, 906 nt
Organism: Hirsutella rhossiliensis
Lineage: Eukaryota; Fungi; Ascomycota; Sordariomycetes; Hypocreales; Ophiocordycipitaceae
Product: methyltransferase domain-containing protein
Exons: 6
Coding region: 1-906 (301 amino acids)
Molecular function (GO): methyltransferase activity
Source: RefSeq, a predicted model, not a curated record